Drosophila bipectinata is the source of this 1183-nucleotide messenger RNA. RefSeq names its product Spt7 (gene Spt7). The record is from RefSeq and is a predicted model, not a curated record. Gene Ontology annotation, cellular component: SAGA complex. Gene Ontology annotation, molecular function: transcription coactivator activity; protein heterodimerization activity. NCBI's taxonomy places the organism in Eukaryota, Metazoa, Arthropoda, Insecta, Diptera, Drosophilidae.
UUUUGACCAAUUUAUUUGUUUAGACUCCCACUGAAGUAAUGGAGCCGGACUACUGGGGCGCCAUGCCUCUGGAGGACGAUGGCCCUCAGCUACCGCCGGAGAACGGUGACUACACUGCGACCAAGAAAGACAAGUUUGACGAGGCUCGCCCGAGUUAUGACCACAUCCCAAAGAAAAUGCGGCAUAACGUGGAGCUGAAAAGCUCACUGGUUACCCAGACCAUUGAGGUGAUGAAACAGACGGAGGUGCUACAGUCGCUAAUCGAAACAUACUCAAAUAAAAACGGUUCAUCCAAUUAUCUGCUGAACCCCUGCCUGAUGAUACCCGAAGUUGACUUCCCGCCAGAAAACGCCGCCGACCUGGUGAGCGAGCAAAAGUUCCAGAAACCCAUCUGGUUCACGCCCACCGUUGACACAGCGUACUCCAGAGGCGAUCCAAAGGAUUAUCCGGAAAUUUCGAGCAGUACCUCCCGACAGGUCGUCCGCAAAGUGAUGUGCGGGAUGCUGCGCCUGGCCGGAUUCACUGACUGCUCAGAGUCGGCCAUCCAGGUUUUGACCGACGCCACGGAAGAGUUUCUGCGCAGCUUUGUCGGCGAGUAUCGUGGUUGCUACGAUUCGGAUCCUCGGCUGCAAAAUGCCACUAGUCUCCAACUGAUGCCCCUUGAGCGGGCCUACACUGCCAUUACGGGGACAUCCCUAACUCAGGUUCACAACUACUACAAGCACAAGGUGAUAGCCAGGAAUCGCGUGGAAAUUGGAGAGUUCAACGGCGUACUGCAGGAGUACGACAAGCUGAUGAAGGAGAGUCAGAGCAGCAUGCAGAAACAGCAGAUGCAACAGCAGCAGGACUUUAAUGGCAGCGACUUCCUCAACAUACUUGACAACAGCGCUACCGGGAGCAAUCAGAGCAUGGGAGGGCACCAAAUGGUGGGCGACAUGCUGCAGGAUCUCGGCGGCAGUUCGGCGGGCUCCAGUGGCACCGCCAGCUCUCAGCAACAGAUGCUCUACGGAUUGCUAGAUGGUCAAAUGUCUUCUACCUCAAACGUGGCCGGCACCAGCGGCGCUGACAAUGCAAACGGACAUGUAGUAAACACCUUCCAUGCCACAUUCGAAUCGUAAUGAGCGAAACAACUCCUUUACACUUUAAGAAUACAUUUUUUGUUUAUUUUUCUUCCUAUUGCUAA